This is a messenger RNA of Culicoides brevitarsis, 956 nucleotides long. It is a transcript of the gene Nubpl, whose product is annotated as iron-sulfur cluster transfer protein Nubpl. Gene Ontology annotation, biological process: iron-sulfur cluster assembly; mitochondrial respiratory chain complex I assembly. The record is from RefSeq and is a predicted model, not a curated record. The transcript is spliced from 2 exons. Gene Ontology annotation, cellular component: mitochondrion. Bases 48 to 956 code for a protein of 302 amino acids. Gene Ontology annotation, molecular function: 4 iron, 4 sulfur cluster binding; ATP-dependent FeS chaperone activity; ATP binding. Lineage: Eukaryota; Metazoa; Arthropoda; Insecta; Diptera; Ceratopogonidae.
GAAAAACAAAUAAUUUUUGAUAAUUUUGUGUUAAAAAAUUUUUUAAAAUGAUUUUUAAUCAAAUUUUAAGGAUUUUUCCACGAAAUUUCGUUCAAAUUAGGGAAAAAUAUUCAACCACAAGCUCAAAGCCGGAUGCUCGUCAAGCGGAAUUAAUGGCAAAAUCCCUUCCCAAACGAGCCCUCUUACCUCACGUUCAAGACAUCGUCAUUGUCGCCAGUGGCAAAGGCGGCGUCGGUAAAAGUACUUGUGCUGCAAAUCUCGCUGUUUCUCUCGCAGCACAGGGAAAAUCCGUUGGAUUACUCGAUGCCGACAUUUUCGGACCCUCGAUCCCGUUAAUGAUGAAUUUGAGUGAAACUCCGCUCGUGGAUGACAAAAAUUUAAUGAUUCCCCCACUGAAUUACGGCGUAAAAUGCAUUUCGAUGGGCUUACUCGUGAAUCAGGGACCUGUCGUGUGGCGAGGACCUCUUGUGAUGUCCGCCCUUCAACGUUUACUCAAAGGCACGAAUUGGGGCCCAUCGUUAGAUGUGCUAAUAGUCGAUACUCCGCCAGGUACGGGCGACGUUCAUCUCUCGUUGCACCAAAAUGUGCCAGUUUCGGGAGUUGUUCUGGUCAGUACUCCCCAAACCGCAGCUCUGGAAGUCACGCAUCGCGGCGCGGAAAUGUAUAAAACGCUAAAAGUGCCGAUAAUUGGUCUCGUGGAGAACAUGAGUCAUGCCGUUUGUGAUAAUUGUCAGCAUCGAGUGUCGCUUUUUGGAGCAAAAACACAAAAAUUCGCGGAAAAUAACAAAAUUAACAUUUUAGCGUCGAUCCCAUUGGAGAAAGAUGUCAUGGAAUGUUCGGAUUUAGGGACUCCUGUCUCUUUAAAGCUCCCAGAAUCGCACGCCGCCAAGGAAUAUCAAAGCCUAAGUCAUAAAGUGAUAGAAUUUUUAACGAAUCAACCGCCAAAAAUUAAUUAA